Messenger RNA from Gossypium raimondii (Peruvian cotton), 744 nucleotides. RefSeq names its product cytochrome b5. The record is from RefSeq and is a predicted model, not a curated record. Gene Ontology annotation, molecular function: heme binding. Lineage: Eukaryota; Viridiplantae; Streptophyta; Magnoliopsida; Malvales; Malvaceae. The transcript is spliced from 3 exons. Gene Ontology annotation, cellular component: membrane; intracellular membrane-bounded organelle.
UACUAAAAACUGCCCACUUGUUCUCUCUCAAAUCUCUCUUUCCCAGUAUUUUUCACUCCUUUAUUACAUAUAUAUUUGCUCUUGCUUAUAAACCUGCGAUGUUGAGAGAGAAAGAGGGGUUAAAGUAUUCAACCGCAAAAGAAGCAAAAAGAAAAAUGGGUGGUGAUGGAAAGGUGUUCACUUUGGCUCAAGUCUCUGAGCACAACACCCCCAAAGAUUGUUGGCUCAUCAUCAAUGACAAGGUUUACGAUGUGACAAAGUAUUUGAAAGACCAUCCUGGUGGCGACGAAGUGUUGUUAUCAGCAACAGGGAAGGAUGCCACUGAUGAUUUUGAGGAUGUUGGACACAGUGAUAGCGCACGAGACAUGCUGGAUCAAUACUAUGUCGGAGAGAUCGACAUCUCAACCAUCCCUACGAAGACGACAUAUAAACCCCCGAACAGUAAUCAAGACAAGUAGUCCGAGUUCAUCAUCAAGCUCCUUCAGUUCUUAGUUCCCCUUGCCAUCUUGUGUUUAGCCGUCGGUAUUCAUCUCUACCCCCAAUCGUCUUAAAAAGUCUGGAAAAACUCGGGUUUCAUUUAUGCUUAUCUUCUAUGAAAAGGCUCAAAUAAUCUUAAAUUUGGUUGUAUAAUUUUAUGGACCUGCAUGUUUGUAACCCUGAUUUUAAAGACAAUAAUUGAAGUCCAUUCUGUUGAGUAUGAACAAUCCAUAAAGCUGAAAAUAUUGAUGCUUACAAUAGAGCAUA